Molecule: messenger RNA, 1356 nt
Organism: Phacochoerus africanus (Common warthog)
Lineage: Eukaryota; Metazoa; Chordata; Mammalia; Artiodactyla; Suidae
Product: fumarylacetoacetate hydrolase domain-containing protein 2
Exons: 9
Coding region: 288-1229 (313 amino acids)
Molecular function (GO): hydro-lyase activity
Source: RefSeq, a predicted model, not a curated record
CCUCUGCUGACGUCUUAUUUAGAAGAGCUGCGCGGCGCGUCUUAGCAGGUGACUCGGGCUGGUUGCCACUCCAGCGCUCAGGCGCCUGCUGACCUUGGCCUCCGGCCGGUGUGGCCUCCCCUGACAGCGCAAGGCGCCAGAAUAUCUCCCCUUGGAGGAUCUAUCUCUUGCCACAACCUGUAUUCCCAGUACCCCUAGGACAUCUCAGCGCAAACCAAGAACUUCAGUGUCACCUGGACUCGGGUUCAAGAUCCAGCUCUUUCCCCUUCUUGGGAAUUGGGGUGCUGAUGCUGGUUUGUGGAAGAAGAUUGCUCACAGCUCUGCUGCAGGCUCGGAGGUGGCCCUUUCAACCCUCUAGAGACAUGAGGCUGGUACAGUUCCAGGCACCCCACCUGACAGGACCUCAUCUGGGCCUGGAGUCAGGGAAUGGUGGGGGUGUCAUCAACCUCAGUGCCUUCGACCCCACACUGCCCAAGACAAUGUUGGAGUUCCUGGAGCAGGGAGAGGCCGCUCUCUCGGUGGCAAGAAGAGCCCUGGCUGCCCAGUUGCCAGUCCUACCACGGUCAGAGGUGACAAUCCUGGCCCCAGUCACACGGCCAGACAAGGUGGUGUGCGUGGGCAUGAACUACAUGGACCACUGCAAAGAGCAGAAUGUGCCGGUGCCCAAGGAGCCCAUCAUCUUCAGCAAGUUUGGCAGCUCCAUCGUGGGCCCCUACGAUGAGAUCGUGCUCCCACCUGAGAGCCAGGAGGUGGACUGGGAGGUGGAGCUGGCCGUGGUCAUUGGAAAGAAGGGCAAGCACAUCAAGGCUGCAGAUGCCAUGGCCCAUGUGGCUGGCUUCACUGUGGCACAUGACGUGAGUGCUCGUGACUGGCAAAUGACACGCAAUGGAAAGCAGUGGCUGCUGGGAAAAACCUUUGACACCUUCUGCCCCCUGGGCCCUGCCUUGGUGACCAAGGACAGUGUAGCAGACCCACACAACUUAAAGAUCUGCUGCCGCGUGAAUGGGAACGUGGUCCAGAGCAGCAAUACUAACCAGAUGGUGUUUAAGACAGAAGAGCUGAUAGCCUGGGUCUCCCGAUUUGUCACUGUCUAUCCAGGAGACGUCAUCCUGACUGGGACCCCCGCAGGAGUUGGUGUAUUCAGGAAACCUCCUAUCUUCCUCAAGAAGGGUGAUGAAGUCCAGUGUGAGAUUGAGGAACUGGGUGUCAUCGUCAACAAGGUGGUAUGAUGGCCUCUGCUGCCAGCGUGGACUUAUGAUGAGGUGGGGGCAUGUGUUCCCAUGGAGCUGAGCACAGGGAGAGGCCUGGUGCCGCCCCCGAGGAUGCUUCUUCCUCAAUAAACUUUUAUUUUCUGUC